This is a messenger RNA of Paramisgurnus dabryanus, 1029 nucleotides long. It is a transcript of the gene parapinopsina, whose product is annotated as parapinopsin a. Gene Ontology annotation, cellular component: membrane. Gene Ontology annotation, biological process: visual perception; G protein-coupled receptor signaling pathway. Gene Ontology annotation, molecular function: G protein-coupled receptor activity. NCBI's taxonomy places the organism in Eukaryota, Metazoa, Chordata, Actinopteri, Cypriniformes, Cobitidae. The record is from RefSeq and is a predicted model, not a curated record.
AUGGAGACGACCAUCGCAAUCCAAAGUACUUUGCCUAACGGUUCAGUGAACAAUGAAAUAAUGCCGAGGUUGGGCUACAGCAUUCUGGCAGUAAUCAUUGGUUUAUUCUCCGUCUGUGGUGUCAUACUGAACGUGACCGUGAUCGCGGUGACUAUUAAACACAGACAGUUGCGUCAGCCGCUCAACUUUGCUCUGGUCAAUUUAGCGGUGGCAGAUCUCGGCUGCGCAAUGUUUGGGGGGCUGCCAACAACGGUGACGAACGCCAUGGGCUACUUCAGUCUGGGCAGGGUGGGAUGUGUGCUGGAAGGUUUUGCUGUGGCCUUUUUUGGUAUUGCUGGUUUGUGCUCAGUCGCGAUCAUUGCGGUUGAACGUUGUAUAGUGGUUUGCAGACCUGUAGGCUCAGUUACGUUUCAGACGAAGCAUGCGGUGAUGGGAGUGAUGGUCUCGUGGCUUUGGUCUUUUCUGUGGAACACUCCACCUCUCUUUGGAUGGGGUCGAUAUGAGCUGGAGGGUGUUAGGACAUCUUGUGCUCCAGAUUGGUACAGCAGAAACCCGGGAAACGUCUCCUACAUUGUGUGCUACUUUCUGCUCUGCUUUGCGCUGCCUUUCUCCAUCAUCGUCGUCUCUUACAUGCGUCUCUUAUGGACCCUACGACAGGUGAGCAAACUGAAAAUGUCUGAGGUUGGAAAUACAGCACGAGCAGAGACACAGGUGGCCUGUAUGGUGCUCAUCAUGGUAAUGGCCUUUCUACUGACAUGGCUGCCUUAUGCUGCUUUUGCCAUUUCUGUCAUCUUAAAUCCGAAGCUUUACAUUGACCCGAUCAUCGCCACAGUUCCCAUGUAUCUGACCAAGAGCAGUACUGUUUUUAACCCCAUCAUCUAUAUAUUCAUGAACAGACAGUUUAGGGAGCGUGCUGUGUCGUUUCUGUUGUGUGGAAGAAGAGUUCGGUCUGCUGAAAGUAUGGUGUCAGAGGAGGAGACCACUGUGAGCACCAUCAGCAAGAGUAACAGCAGGGUUUCACCCUCAUAA